AAAGGGUUAGCAAGUAUAAACUGACCACGUCACGUUUCCGCUGUUUUAGUUCGAUCAAAUAUGGUGGACACGGGGACUCGUCCAUAACUCAAGUGACCAAAGAGUGGAUCACGUUGAGUAUACGACAGAGAGACAGUUAGCGAGAUGGAUGAUGUGGAGAUCACAGAUGAGGGAGGAUAUCACGUGGAGAAAGAACCGCCGAAGAACCAGGAUCUGACUACACUGAGCCUGACUGCGGGAGAGCUUCUGUCCCAGUAUGGUUGGUAUCUGCUGCUGGUUUCUGUGCUGGGCUACCUGCUCAUCCAGUACCUGAGCAAGAAGAGAUCCAGCCAGAGCUCCCAGAGCUCCACUGCCACUACACAAGAUUCUGCGUUUGUGGCAAGAAGACAAGAGGCCAUGGAAGCAGCCCGGAGAAAGAUGCAAGUAGAGCUUGAUGCCAAGGCAGUCCUCUUCAAAGAAAAACAGAAACAGCAAGAAGAAGAGAAGAGGAGGCAGAAGAUAGAGAUAUGGGACAGCAUGACACAGGGAAAAAGCUACAAAGGAGGAGCAAAACCCUCUCAGACCACGGAAGAGGCAAGCUCAUCAACAACAGAGCAGAAACCAGCUACGGAUAAGAAGCCACUUCGCAGUGCUGGCUACAACCCCCUCUCUGGAGGAGCAGGAGGCUCCUGCACCUUUAGACCUGGCCGGAGAGGGCCUUCAUCUGGUGGAUGAGGUUAAAGAAGGUCAGAGACUUGGGUCUGCGUGACCUUUGACCUCUGACAUUCUUUAUGUGCACACAGGCUGAUUGAACCAAGCUGACAACGUUAUUAAACCCACACUUACAUGAAGAUUUUUGCUCGGUUAGCUUUAUUUUAACAGCACAUGCCUUCUGUCGUGUCUGAUUUCCUCCUGUCUGAUUCUCAUCAUUGUUAUUUACUCUCUGAUCUCUGUGCUGCUGUAUUGUUUAGCAUCAAAGAUAACAGGAUAAUCUUGGAUUAUAACUUUUAAAUUUCAAAUGAAUAAUGGAGUUGAAAGCUUGUAAUGAAGCCUAACCUGUAAAUGGUUUUAACCACCUGGUUUGGCUGAAGAUGUUUACAGUCUGUGUGCUGCCUGAUAUAUUUGAAUAAGUGUGUAAUAACAUAACUUUACAGUUAGCUGUAGCUGUUGGGCACUGUUAGUUAUAAUAAAAUAAAAAUAUGUCAACAAAGUG
Messenger RNA from Pleuronectes platessa (European plaice), 1192 nucleotides. It is a transcript of the gene selenos, whose product is annotated as selenoprotein S. Bases 145 to 714 code for a protein of 189 amino acids. Gene Ontology annotation, cellular component: Derlin-1 retrotranslocation complex; endoplasmic reticulum membrane; Derlin-1-VIMP complex. Lineage: Eukaryota; Metazoa; Chordata; Actinopteri; Pleuronectiformes; Pleuronectidae. The record is from RefSeq and is a predicted model, not a curated record. Gene Ontology annotation, biological process: endoplasmic reticulum unfolded protein response; retrograde protein transport, ER to cytosol. The transcript has 6 exons.